This is a messenger RNA of Triticum dicoccoides, 1357 nucleotides long. RefSeq lists its product as uncharacterized. The coding region runs from base 154 to 1131 and encodes 325 amino acids. Lineage: Eukaryota; Viridiplantae; Streptophyta; Magnoliopsida; Poales; Poaceae. The record is from RefSeq and is a predicted model, not a curated record. The transcript has 5 exons.
ACUUCCCUGUCAAUACUCCGUUCCCCGUUAUUUGUUAUCCCCACACGCACGCACGGCGACGAAGCAGUCAGAACGCAUCAGCAGCGGCAGAGGAAGAUUGGAUUGGAUAGCGCGGGCGAGGGCGAGCCCUCACCUUCACCGCCGAUAGGCCCGAUGAGGAACCCGCCCGGCCGGCACCUCCUGCGCGUCGCCACCCGCGCCGUGCGCUCCUCGUCCGGGCUUGGCGGCUCCGGCGCCGGGGCCUCCACGUCCGCCACGUCCCCCGGCGCCGCCUCGUCCGGGGGCCGCCCGCGUAGCCGAGGCGGCGGCGGCGGCGGCAUGCUCCUGCGGGCCACGUCCCCGCCCCCGCCCUCCGCCGUCGCGGCCGCCGCGUGCUGGGAGUCCCGCACGCUGCGCCGCGACGGGGAGGACGACUGGGAGGAGGUCGUCGUCGCCGCCGCGGGCGACGGCGCGGCCCCGGGCGCCGGCGACGCGGAGGUGGACAGCGACUACAGGGUCGUGUUCUGGUCCCCGCCCACCGGGGACGAAGUCCGCGCCGCCUUCUCUAGCAUCCAGGAGGUGUUUGAGGGUUCUUAUUAUGAUGUGAAUUCAAAUGAAACUGAGAAACAACUAGCAUUGCUGUCCAACUCAGAGCAUUCUUCAUCAACCAAUUCAUCAGGAUCAGACGAUUGGGUCGAACCUGCUGCAUAUGUUCUCAACUCUACUGCUCUUCUGACCAGGGAGCAUAGGAAUGUUUUGGAUGCCUUCCGUCUAUUGCAAAGAGACCCUAAUGUUCAGAAAAUGGUUAUGUCCUUGUCAUGUGAUAGGACUGUCUGGGAUGCUGUAAUGAAUAACGAAGCAGUGCAAGAAUUCAGGAGAUCUUUUCAGGAUGGCAAAGAAGUUAAUAGAAAGGGAAACUCUUGUGGCCCUGCUGCAGUGCUUAAGUGGAUCCUAGCCAACACCCAGGCAAAGAUAACGGAAUUCUUCGAUAAUAUAGCGAAGAUUGUCAGCAUGCUCUUCCACCCUCAAAGCGAUGAAGAUAAGCCCGAUCUGUACAGCGAUGCAGUGAAGGUGUCCUUCAUGCUCUCGGUGUUCGUCUUCAUCGUGGUGGCCGUUGCUCGUACCAAAGGAACUGGAACACUUUCUAGCUAGAAUUGUUCAACGUAUAUGGAAGGUUGUUCUUCUGGUACGUCCAGCAAGUUAUACAACAAGCUUUGCAUCAAUGAUUACUGCCAGCAAAUUUCACCCAUCAGUGCCUGGUGUUCAUGAACUCCAGAAGAAUGGACAAUAUGUAGGGUUCCACCAAGGUUUCUAUGAAAAGGGUCUACUGCUGGAGAUUGGUUUUGCACUUUUGAUACAUAAAAAAUCAGGGCCUAUG